Penicillium cataractarum is the source of this 1452-nucleotide messenger RNA. RefSeq names its product Beta-glucosidase 1B. The transcript has 4 exons. The coding region runs from base 1 to 1452 and encodes 483 amino acids. The record is from RefSeq and is a predicted model, not a curated record. Lineage: Eukaryota; Fungi; Ascomycota; Eurotiomycetes; Eurotiales; Aspergillaceae. Gene Ontology annotation, molecular function: beta-glucosidase activity. Gene Ontology annotation, biological process: carbohydrate metabolic process.
AUGGGAUCUAUAGGGCAAUCUUCCCUUCCGGCCGACUUUGUUUGGGGCUUUGCCACCGCGGCCUACCAAAUCGAGGGCGCCGUGACUGAGGAUGGACGGGGUCCUUCUAUCUGGGAUACUUUUUGCAAGGUUCCUGGCAAGAUCGCUGGUGGCGGAUCUGGCGAGAUCGCGUGCGACUCGUACCAUCGUACUCAUGAGGACAUUGAAUUGUUGAAGACAUGCGGUGCUAAGGCAUACCGGUUCUCUCUAUCAUGGUCCCGCCUUAUUCCCCUCGGCGGCCGCAAUGACCCCGUCAACGAGAAGGGCCUACAAUUCUACGUGAAAUUCGUCGAUGACCUUAUUGCAGCGGGUAUCAUCCCGAUGGUGACACUCUUCCAUUGGGAUCUUCCGGAUGAGUUGAACAAGCGCUAUGGAGGGUUCUUGAACAAGGAGGAGUUCGUUGCGGACUUUGCCAACUAUGCCCGUCUGGUUUUCAAGACCUUCGGUUCCAAGGUCAAGCACUGGAUCACAUUCAAUGAGCCCUGGUGUAGCUCUGUACUUGGAUACAAUACGGGUUCCUUUGCCCCCGGACACACUAGUGAUCGCAACAAGAGCGCCGUAGGUGACGGAUCGACUGAGCCGUGGAUUGUGGGUCAUAGCCUUCUCGUCGCGCACGGUGCAGCAGUCAAGAUCUACCGUGAUGAGUUCAAGGCACAAGACGGUGGCGAGAUCGGUAUCACAUUGAACGGUGACUGGGCUGAGCCUUGGGACCCCGAGAACCCCGCUGACGUGGAAGCCUGCGAUCGCAAAAUCGAGUUUGCCAUCUCAUGGUUUGCCGACCCUAUCUAUCAUGGCAAAUACCCAGACAGCAUGAUCAAGCAACUAGGUGACCGACUACCCACCUGGACGCCGGAGGACCUCGCCCUGGUGCAAGGAAGCAACGACUUCUACGGGAUGAACCACUACUGUGCAAACUUCAUCCGUGCCAAGACAGGAGAGCCCGAUCCCGAUGAUAUUGCAGGAAAUCUAGAGCUGCUCCUGGAAGACAAGAACGGCGUUAGUGUCGGCCCAAUCACUCAAUCACCGUGGCUGCGACCUUCCGCCCUGGGAUUCCGCAAGCUUCUCAAGUGGUUGAGCGAGCGCUAUGGAUAUCCCAAGAUCUAUGUUACGGAAAAUGGAACCAGCGUGCUCGGUGAGAACGAUAUGCCGCUGGAACAACUUCUCAACGACGAGUUCCGCGUCCAAUAUUUCAAGGACUACAUCGGUGCUAUGGCGGAUGCGUACACAUUCGACGGAGUGAACGUUCGCGCUUACAUGGCUUGGAGUCUUCUAGACAACUUCGAGUGGGCCGAGGGUUAUGAAACCCGCUUCGGUGUGACUUAUGUUGACUAUGAGCACGACCAGAAGCGGAUUCCGAAGAAGAGUGCUAAGACCAUUAGCCAGAUCUUUGAUCGACUCAUCGAGAAGGCCUAA